CGCAGCCAAUCGGGAGCGGGGCGGCGCGCCCCGCCCCCCGGUCGCUAUAAGCGGCGGCUCGGGGGCGUUGUGGGGGGCUGCUGGCGGCGGGUCCGGUCGGGUGGGGCUGAGCGACGCGUGGUACCGCGCCGCCGCCGGCAUGGGCAACACCGUGGCUCGGGAGGACUUCGAGUGGGUCUACACGGACCAGCCGCACGCCGACCGCCGCAAGGAGAUCCUGGCUAAGCAUCCAGAGAUAAAAGCACUGAUGAAGCCAGAUAACAGUUUGAUCUGGGUGGUUCUGCUGAUGGUUCUUGCGCAGUUGGUUGCCUUUUAUCUAGUUAAAGACUUGGACUGGAAAUGGGUAAUCUUCUGGGCAUAUGCUUUUGGAAGCUGUAUUAGCCACUCCAUGACUUUGGCAAUUCAUGAGAUCUCCCACAAUGGUGCCUUUGGCAACAACAAAGCGAUGUGGAAUCGGUGGUUUGGAAUAUUUGCCAACCUGCCUCUUGGUAUCCCGUACUCCAUAUCCUUCAAGAGAUACCACAUGGAUCAUCAUCGCUAUUUAGGAGGGGAUGGAAUUGACGUGGACAUUCCUACCAACUUUGAAGGCUGGUUUUUCUGCACGCGUUUUAGGAAGUUUGUGUGGAUUGUUCUUCAGCCUUUUUUCUAUGCGAUUAGACCUCUGUGCAUCAACCCCAAACCAAUCACUCACCUGGAAAUCAUCAACCUGUCAGCUCAGCUUUCUUUUGAUGUCUUGAUAUACUACUUAUGGGGAGCCAAAUCAGUUUGUUACAUGCUUGCAGGUUCGGUACUUGGACUUGGGUUGCACCCGAUUUCAGGACACUUCAUAGCUGAACAUUACAUGUUUUUAAAGGGACAUGAGACUUACUCCUAUUAUGGGCCACUUAACUUGCUCACUUUUAAUGUUGGCUAUCACAAUGAACACCAUGAUUUUCCCAAUAUUCCUGGCAAGAGCCUUCCACUGGUGAAGAAAAUAGCAGCUGAAUAUUAUGACAACCUGCCACAAUAUAACUCUUGGGUAAGAGUGCUUUACGACUUCGUGAUGGAUGAUACAAUCAGCCCAUAUUCACGCAUGAAAAGGCAAUUAAAGGGUGAAGUGAAACAAGAUUAAACUUCUGGCAACCAAAAAAACUUUGAAAUGUCUGCUUGCUUUAAAGUGGCUGGUACAAAGUCUCUUGCUAAAGAUGUUCACCUAUAACCUGAAUUAAGAUCUACAGCAACAUAGCAAUGCAUCCUUAAGGACUUGGUGACAAAGUAGACUACCAGCUGUAACAUUCCUAGCAGUUUUCAAAUCAUUGUAUUAAUGUAUAUAUGUUUGCCUAAGGAUCAGUGUUACAUGAAUAAUACCAAAUCACUUUGUUACAGGAUUUACUUUGGCAGGUAUUAAAUCUGUACAAAAUAUGUUUGACUCUUUAAAACAGUAAAAAGUUCUCAAUAUAGUAACUGUCCACAAACAUGCUGUUGUUUAACUGUAGUGUUAAAUGCUGUACUUAACCUGUUAAUUCUAAACUAACAUGAUUUGUUAACUUAAAUCUUCUGAUUGAACUUGCUUCCUAAUUCAAGGGUGGGAGAACAAAAUUUGCAAAGAAAUAUUUCAAACUGCCUUUAAAUAUGUAACAUGUCACUUUUAAAGCAUUACUUGAACAUGGUCCACUUGUGCUACUGAAAGUACCUUAAAGGAGCAAUCCAUCACUUAAAAUGAAACUGACACAUUCUAUGUAGUUUGUGUGACUUUCUUCUAAAAGAGUAGGAAAUUGAGAGGCAUCUUUAACUUUGUGGGUCCCUGCCUACUUCCUCAGCUGCAUGUGUCAGCAUGCAACUCUGCAGCAACUAGUAUUUAGAGCCUUACUGUGUAAGCCUGCUAGGCAACUUACUUAACUCAUUAGGCUUUUGUAUAUUGGAAAAAGUCUUGUUGCUAAGAUUUGGGGUUUUUUGUGAUCUGCAAAGAAAAAAGAAUAGGCUUGUCCUAGUUGGUCCUGCUGUUACCAUGACUUUAAAUGAACUCUUAUUUCUUGUUUGGAAAUUUGGCUUGUGUGGGAAAACUUAAUCAACUGAAGCAGAUACUGUUCUGGUAAACAAUGCUAGCUAUAACUGUUGGCAACUAGCUUUUAGGCAUGUCAGGCAUUUGUGUACACAGAAUGGUGUUGCUAAAUGAUCUUGCUUUUUUAAUUUUUUAAACUUACAGUACCCUACAUAGACACUGGUCUUGUAUAUUAAAAUGUGUUGAGAGCAGAGUUGUGAUACCACUGAAUUUUCUGUUAAAGAAGUUCUUACAUUGGAACAGAGAAUGGAUAGACUUGCUGAGCACUGAAGAAUCUCUACAUGUCAGCCCAGUAUUUUUGUCCUCUGUUAGCCAAUACAUUGGCUUUAAGCUGUCAGACCAGUACAAAACCCCUUAAACACAAAAUGGUGAUUCUGUGAUAUGCUCUUCACUUACCUAAAAGAUGGAGUCUGGUGAAAGUUGUCAACUGUUUUCUACUGUAAGUAUUUUAAUUUUUAGAUGCCUUAACUUCUGCAUUUCUUCAAGGCUUGGAAGAAGCUGAGUGCCAGACAUCCUAACCCUUGCUUGAUUGCAAUUCGGUCCUUAAUGUGUUGCUGGGGAUUUUUAUUUGGUUUUUGUUUGUUUAAAGCCUGGCCCUUAUCUCUAGCUAAGCAAUAGAAAUGGUAUAAAUACAGUCUCCUUAUGAAAGUGUGCCAGCCACUUAAAGUGACUUUAUCAUGCUAGUGACAUGAUAGCUAGCCAGCAUAUAUUGCUCAGGAGAGAUGUAUGUCAAAAUAUACUUUAUCCAAUAUUUUAAAAUCUAAUUAAAAGCAAAGAUUAAAAAGUAACAUUGGGUGGAUUUUUGUUUGGUCCUCUAAUGCUGAAGGGCUUAAGGUUUUAGAGGAAUUUAAUAUUAUGAAAGCAGAUGCAAGUAGACCUGUCCUCUUGAAUAGUGUUGUGGAAUGAAUUGUAAAGAAUCACUGCCUUUACUUACUGUUUGGAAGAAAACUAGCGUUUGAAAGACUCAGACUGAUUUGCAACUUUUUAAACAUCUCAGUCCCUUUUCCAUGGCUGUUCCUCAAUUUAAGAAGUGAAUGGUAACACUCUUCAAUGUUGAAGACUUACCAUAGCUGAAUGAAGUAUGGAAAGCCUCCAAAAGUAACUUUUAGAGCCAUGUUAUUUCUCAGUUUUAGCUUUUAGCUAGCUUAGGUAUUCAUCCGGGAUAACUGAGGGCUUUGAGUUGAAGUUUUGUCCUUAGGCUUAGUUACCUACAUCAUGGAAUCACUGAUGCCCCUUACUGUCACUCCCAGAGGACAGUGCAAGUACAGAUUUCUGCUUCUAAACAGGCCUGGAGCUGCUACUUCUCUUGUUCAAAAGCAAAACAUUGAUUUAGGUUAUUCUGACUGUGAACUUCCCUCUCUGAAUGCAAGCACAGUGUUAUCACUGUAAGAGCAGUAAAGUAGGGAAUUCUGAGGGAGAUAUCUAUCUUGUCACAUUCUUCCUGGAACAUGUGCUAAUGGCUACCUACUGGAGAGCAUCUAUUGGACUAGGUUAACCUUUGCCAGUAAAAGUUAUCUUUGGAGCUAAACUAUGCUCUCAUUCUUGCAGGCACUGGUAAGUACCAUUCUUAGGCAUCUACUUUCUAUGCAUUAUGUUAGAAGCCUCAUCUAACUUCUGGAGUAGGGAUCCUGCCAGAAGCAGAUCAUCUGAAAGAGAUACCUAUACUGCAACAUUGUUUUAUUUUUAAAGGGAGUCAGGAACACUUCUGAAUGACUGGCAAAAGGAAUAUAGGGCAGCUGUAGUGCUUGACUUGUUUGAUAUAUUCUAAAUGAAUAACUCUUUGCAAUUGCACUUAAAAGGUGUUCAGUCCAAAGGCAUGGCUCAAAACACAUAUAAAAACCUUAGUUCUUCAUACAUACAGAACCUAGUUAUCAUUUUCAAAGAAUUAAAUAGUUUUCAUUAAUGCUAUUAAAAUGUACCUGGCAGAAACAGCUUAGUAUAACUUUUUUUACUAGUUAACCUGAAAUUUGGAGGAAGCUUUAACUUAACUGGUGAUGAACAAACUGAACCUAAGGGCAUUAAGGACCUGACUAUUGACUUAAUUACCACUUUUUUUUUAAACUGGAUUCAGAUGGAGUUAGCUAACUGUCCUUUGUACAUGCUUGUUAGGGUUUAUUCCUUUCUGUACAACUAAUGCAUCUCUCUAGUUUCUCAGUGGGACCCAUCCUCCCCUUUCUUUAUGUGAAAUCAGCCUGGAGUUUAACUGUCAAAACACAACUGACUGGGUCAACUGUGCUGGGUACAUCAUCAAGUAUUUUUGCUGUAAUUCAAUUGUUUAGGGUUCUGAAUCCCCUUCAGGGCUUUCAAAGUAACUUGCAGUUUUCAGCAUAAACUGCCUUAUGUGACUUUUACCCCUUAAUUAUUUGAAAUUGCUCAAGUGGAAUAAGCAAUGCAUCUUGGAAUCUGAUCAUACUAGGCAUGGGUUUUCCCACCGGACAGCCAAGGAUAUACUCCUCUUUCAAAAGAAGUUCUGCCUCUGGCAUUCUUGUUUUGCUGUUGAACCGGUCUGCUCCAGAACAGUGGCCAAUUAUCAUGUGUUGAAUGGGUACAUCUUACUUGCUUGUACAACUCCAAUUUUGUAUCUAGGCAAGUAUCUUCAUCUAGAACCACAUGUCAAUUGAGAAAUAGCUAUGACUUCUGCUUCUGUAUCUGUCUCUAAAUACUUCUGCAGCCACUGAGCAACUAAACAACUUAGAAGUAUAAAUGCUAAGAAAUCUGUCACAGUAAACUGUGUUAGAGAAUGAGCUUAGUGGUGCACCUCUGCUUCCUUGCUGUGUAUUCUAGUAUCAGAUGCAAGUGACAUGCUACAGUAAGAAAAGCAAAACAGCUUUAAAAUUCCAACAGCCAAUAAUAUAGUGUGAUGCUGCUCACUUGUCUGGUCACUGACAAGUUGUCUUAUUAAAAUGUCAAUGUUAUGGAUGAAGUUUCAAGCUGCCAUACUAAUCCAGUUGGACAACUGGAGAAAAGCUGCUUUCAGGUUGCAAUCUUGCUUGAUAAGUGGUACAAGAUAAACACAGCACUCCUUCCUAAUUUGAAAGUCUCAGACUUGCAGCAGAGCAAGUUCUGCUCUUUUAGCUUACCUAUUGCAAAGCACAGCCUCUUCUGGAUCUGCCAAGAUUGUUUUCCUGGGACCUUGUACAAGUAGAAGCAAUUUGAUGAAUGAGUGUGUGUCUACAAUGUAGCUAGGCAUCAUAUAGUUGCAUAUGCAGGGUGGCAGGUUGCUAUCUCUCUUCUCUGUUAAACCCUCCAUUUCAUAAUCAAACCAGCAAUGGUACACAAGACUUCAGUGAGGACAAAAAUGUUGAAAAUGUUUUAUAUUCAGCCAGUGAUGAAGACAAUGCUGGGGGCGUCUCUUUUUCUCCCUCUGCCGAUGGCUCCCUGCACUACUUCGGCCCCUUAUGCUUAAGUUGGCAUCUACUACGCUCUGGUACAGAAUCAUUAUUGUGAUUUAGAUAUGUGGCUAGCCUCAGGAAAGGGGAGAGAGGAAUGAUGUGCUGAACAAUUUUUUGGUCUUCACUCAACGGAAACAAGAUGACUAGAGGGAAAACUUCCUCUGAGGCAUGUCAGAACAAAGCUGUGGUCUCUGUAUUAUAUGAAGUCUUGUUUCUUAAAAUGAUGCUCAUUUUCUGUGUACAAGCACAAGUUAUCUUGCAUUCUAUCUCUUACCAAGUUUUUUAUCAUGACUAGUGUAGUCUAAGCAGAAUUUCCCACAAGAAAAAGCAAGUGUGGGCACAGCACUUCUUGUGUGAACAGUCAGCUAGAGUUCAGUUGUGUAGGCAGAUACUCUAGCCUGUGUCUUGACACACAAUUCAUAGAAUAAUCUAAGUUGGAAGGGACUGCUGGAAUUCAUCUCGGUCUCCCUCUCAAACCAAAGCCAAUCCUGAAGUUAGAUCAGGUUGUUCAGAGUUGCAACCAGUCAAACUUUGAAUUCAUGGCAAUCUGUUACAUUAAAUCAGUUAUUUUAUGCUGACAAAAAUCAGAUUUGAGUAGGAGACUAAUCUCCUUCCUCUGAGCAUUAAAGCAAGUAGGGGGGGAUGCUUACAGAGCAAACUAUUGCUUACAAAAACUACUGUUUUCACAUGGAAAUAGUGCUAGUUUAAGAAGUACUUGAAAUUCAGUGCUAGCAAACUUAAAACUAUGUAACUUGCUAGCAAAAAAAAAAAAAUCCCUUUCCUUUUCUGAUGCUUGUACUGCUUUUAGGAAGAGUAAUGCUGAUCAAAGAUUGUAACUGAGAUUAAUGGUGCUUUAAACAGCUCUUCUAAGUAAAGAACUCUUUAAAAUGAUGACAGCAGUAAAAAUGCAUGAAGGCUUCUGGGUUUCAGAAGCUGCUUGCCCAGUAUCUGUAGCACAGUGUUUUGUCUUGAGAUCCAGUAUCAGCAUACUGGAAAUGAUGUUAUGACCCUCUUUCCAAGGUGGAAUUCCUUGCAUUACAGAAAAAUGCAGCUCUCUGUAUUAUGACCUUACUGCAAGAGCAAAUAAGAAUAAAUGCAUCUGAUGAAGAACAUACUGAAAAACGCUAUCAGGCUGAUUCUUGGCAGCAUUUUAACCACAUCAGGAGCCAAGCAAAUCUAAAAAUCUGUUAAUACAUUGUAAUGAACAUAAAAAGAAUGAGGUGAGGUGUGUGGGGUUUUUAAGUUCACUUUUACAAACCAAGAUCAUUUUUCUUGGUUGUGAGGUAAUACGUUACUAUUAACAGCUUUGGGGGAAAAAAAUCUCUGCUUGAGACUUAAUCUGCUUCUUAGAAUAGUAUGAUUUUCCUCCCUCUAGAGGGUUUGUCAAAACACUGUAAGCAAUUCAGAUCACUAAUAGGAUUUUUGUUGUUGCAGUUUUUGUCUAUUUUAAGAAUUAAGAACUGCCUUGUUAAGUAACUAAAUUUUCUUAAAUGCCAUUAAAUCAUAUACUAACAUUCUUCAGAUUUCCAGGCUCUAUUCUCUUAGAUUACAUUAAAACAGCUUGCCAUCUGAGGCUGGUUUCUUUUGACAAUGUAAAAGGAAAUUUUAAGAAACUCUGAGAGCCUGCUCUGGCACAAUCAUCAUGUGUCGUCAUAUUUCGGAAAGACAUGAUUAACAGUAUGAUAACAUAGUGUAGCACUUUCCUAAUCUAGUCUCACAGCUCUGUUCUUGCAGUAAUUCUUAAGAGUCCUUGUUCCUGAAAACAGCUAUUUUCAUUUAUGGCUAAGAACAGGUAUUUGAGCAGAGUAACACUUUGAAGGGUUAGGCUCUCUGUAUAUGAAGGAUCUCUGAUUAAGGGCACCAAAUAUAAUCAAAAUGGUUUUAACCCUAAAGAUUCAAUAUUUAUUUUUAGCCAAAAUAGUGAUAAGUAAAAAGGGAAAGUGUGUUUUUUCUACCUCUUAUUCUGGAAGUAGUUAAAUUAAGGAUCACUUAGAGCAGUAGGUUACAACGACCUUUUAUCAGCUGCAGAUUAAAAUGUCAAAGAUCUGGUACAGCUUCUCUUGAAGUCAGGCACAGGUAUUAUGAAUUCUCCACCACCGUACAGUAAGUUUCUUUUGGGAAUUGUCCAAAUGUAUCAUCUGUGCAGUGACUGACGCAGUUCUUCAUACAGUAUUUGAUCCUAACAGUGCCAAGAUAAGAGAGAGGACAGACUUCAGCAGACUAAAAAUAAAUGCAAUAUUGUGACUUUACAUAUGUUAUUUAAUGAGAAAAUGAAGUAAACCAACUAUGCAAGCCACUAGCUAUAGUUUUGUUUUAGAAAUAUUUAGGAACAAAAAGCUAAUUAGAGGUGAACACCCGCCCGCUAUAAAUGAGGUCCUCCGGUAACAGUCACCAGCAAUAUAUAAUUAACAAAAGCCUUUGGGGCAGAGCUCUUAUAUUUCAUACUACCCUGUUAGCCUUAGAACACAGUUUUACUAAAAAGCUACUGCCUUAUUUGUCAGUGGAGAUACUCUCCAAUCUGCUUCUGCAAAAAUAAGCCUGCUUUACAAAGAUCUACUAUUUAAACUUUGUAUACAAUCUAGCUGUUUUAACUGUAACUGUUCUUAAUCCUUUUCACAAGUCACUCACAAUGAUGGUUUUGAGGAAGUGAGUAAUUUGGGACAUUAACUUCCACUGACAAAACUGAAUACAAAAGCUGGCAUUUCUCCAUAGCUUUAGAAAAACUUAUUUUGAUUUCUCUCAAAUCUACCAACCAAUUAAGCCAAAAGCAAGCCAACUGAAAUCAGGUACAUACAGGAGGGAAAAGGAGAAUAAGUUUAAAUGGGGCACUGAAUUAGUGAGAUGCAGCUUUUUGUGGUUUCUGAUCUUCACAGGAGAAUGCAUGUAGACUUUUUGCUUUGUCAGAUCAGACUUGUCUGCCAGACAAGAAGUAGGAACUCAAAAUGGGAGUAUUCCAUUUGUACUCCAAAAGAUAUUUCAAAAUAUUUAACUGAAAAUUCUCCAGCUGAAUUUAAUUGAAAUACAGGGCUCCAAGAUAUGUCAUUCUGCAUCUCAAAAACUGUUUAAAUAUUACAUUUCUGGUUAACUCUUAAAAGCCAGAGAGAGUAUGUCCUAAUACUUACCAGUCAUUGCUGUGUUAGAGGAGGUGUAUAAAUGCUCAUCUGUUGUUCCUGAACAACUUUCUUAGUGAUUAGCAAAGGGGGGGGGGGGGGGGGGACGGUGGAGAGGGAACUUUUCAAGAGGUUUGGAGUCAGAGAUCACCUUUAAGUUAUUUUGGAAAAUAACUCUAGGUUACCAUCAACACUUAUGUAAUAAUACUGAAAGGGAAUAGUUACCUGUUCUCUGGCUAGUGUUUAAAGCGAACAUAUUAAUGUAUUUUGACUAAAAUAUACUCUGUCAGCAAUACACAAACCUAUACAUAGAGAAGCUCUGCAGCAUAACUGCUACAUUUGCUAACUUCUCAGUGAUUGAAAUGAUUGAAGAGCUUACCUUUCAGGCAGUGAAAAAAACAGGCCAUAAAGUGACUGUUAAAACACAAACUUCCUUUCCAAAUGCAAAUCAUGGAAAGACUGAUUAAAUUACUAAAAUUAUAAAGUGUUUUUUAUGUCUUAUCUCAGAAUGUCUUCUCAUUAGAUGUCUCCUCAUCAUGGAGGAGAAAAGGUGGUGGCAAAGUGAGCUGCAGUCUAAAAGCCUUUACUUUUAACUGAAAACUCCACAGGUGAAAGAGGUUAGAGCCAGGUCAAUAACUAAUCUGGAAAUGUCAAUGAAAAGUCCAAGAUGCUAAACCUAAAGAUUACCAUGCUGUCAAGGUUAUCAGUCUACCCAGAAUGUUGCUAUGUAUCAUCUGCAGCUAAAAAAUGGAAACUUUAGUUUCUAAACUUGUGAAAAGCACUUAUUUUUUUUAAAAGCAGAAAUAGGGCUAGUGUCAUUCAUUUCACACAUAUAGAAGUAUACUCUAACCUUAACUGUUCCCACCAGUCACUAGCAUAUAAAGAAUAUCCUUUCCAGAAGGGACCAGUCUUUACUUGAAGCUUUUCUCACCUUUUUUGAUACUGAGGAUUUCACUUUCCUAAAAGCUUCUUCAAAGUGUUUAUGGCAAAUCUUGAUUUCUCCUUAAAGAACAAAGCACAAUAAAUUACUAUAUGAAAUUGCAGGCAACUGACAAUCAGGUGAUUUCUUUUGCAUGAAUUUCAAGUAACCAUUCAUGAAACCUAACUGUAUGUGCUACAGUCUUUUGGAUGAGAUCUAAGUAGUGUCAUGAACACCUGAAGUUUUAUAUUACUUUUAUUGUAGGCUCCUAUCUAUGAUCUUAGGCAAGUUCUUAACCUGUACCUUAUGCCAAAGUACUUUUGUUUGUUUGUAUUAACAUUUUCACCUGCAGAUUGAAAAUAAAAUUCCUAAAGAUACUCAUUUAACUACAGCUUACAUCAAAACCCGUUAGAAUUCAAGUACCUUUACCCUUUGGGAAGUGAAUUUCUCAAGUUCCAUUGCUUCCCAUUUGGGGCUUUAUUUUCUGAACACGUUUAAUACUCAAUGUCCCUACAGAGUAUUUUUCAAAAAUACCUAGAAAAUCUUUUGUAUCAUCCCCAUUUCACUACAGGAUGUUCAAUUCCUAAAUAAUUCACUUCAUAUCAGCCCUCUGUUUGGCAUUAUGCAGAUGUGAUGAAAGUUUUGUCUUCACUUUUUCAAUUGCCUAUCUUUAAGUUUAUCCAUAUCUCUUUUUUCCUCAUGCAGCCAUCCGCAGUAAUUAUUUCUAAUCAUACUUUUGGAAGAGGAUUUCCCCCUCCCCCUUCUCCUUAGAAGUCUGCUAAUGUGUAAGCAUACCUCAAAUAAGCAAACAUUUCCUCUGUUCUCACAAGCAAGUACUUUGUUUAGCUUAGGCAUAAGAAUCCCAAAAUACCACUGCUAUAUUUCCCGUCUACUCAGCCCUGGUGAGGCCACAUCUGGAGUACUGUGUCCAGUGCUGGGCUCUGCAGUAUGAGAAAGACAUGGAGCUACUGCAGCAAGUCCAGCAAAGGGCUGCUAGGAUGAUUAAGGGGCUGGAGCAUCUCUCAUACCAGGAAAGGCUGAGAGAACUGGGACUGUUUAGCCUGGAGAAGAAAAGACUUAGGGGAGAAUCUUAUCAAUAUGUAAGUAUCCAAAGGGAGGGUGUAGAGAGGGUGGGGCCAAGCUCUUCUCAGUGGUGCCCAGUGACAGGAUGAGAGGUAAUGGGUACAAACUGAAACAAAGGAAGGUCCCUCUAAACAUAAGGGAAAACUUCUUUACUGCAAGGGUAACAGCACUGGAACAGGUCGCCUGGUCUCCAUCCUUGGAGAUAUUCAGAAGCUGUCUGGACAGGGUCCUGUGCAGUGUGCCCUAGGUGACCCUGCUUGAGCAGGGGAGUUGGACUAGAUGAUCUCCAGAGGUCUCUUCCAACCUCAACCAUUCUAUGAUAUACAGAAGCAGUGCAAUAACAGUAUCAUGCACAGGUAUCAGCUAUCCUGGAGGAGAUAAACAGAGGUAUCUCUUUAGAGAUUUUGGUCUAUAUUUUUUAUGUAUUCCAUUAAGACACUUUUUGCUUCCACAGGUAUGUAUUGCCACUACCUUUGCUUACAUGUUUGUAAUGUGAAAGGAAUAUGUGGACAUUAAAGAACUGUUAACCAAGA
Dromaius novaehollandiae (emu) is the source of this 11078-nucleotide messenger RNA. It is a transcript of the gene DEGS1, whose product is annotated as delta 4-desaturase, sphingolipid 1. Gene Ontology annotation, cellular component: membrane. Gene Ontology annotation, biological process: ceramide biosynthetic process. The transcript is spliced from 3 exons. The record is from RefSeq and is a predicted model, not a curated record. Bases 140 to 1111 code for a protein of 323 amino acids. Gene Ontology annotation, molecular function: sphingolipid delta-4 desaturase activity. NCBI's taxonomy places the organism in Eukaryota, Metazoa, Chordata, Aves, Casuariiformes, Dromaiidae.